GAAGGGUCGUCUCUUCAAGUCAAAAUCAUUCGUUUGAUCGGUUGCGGGGGUGGGAAGAAGUCGAAGAACCAAACGAUCGGUGAAAAUGUGGAAGUUAAUUUACGCAGGAUUCUUGUUAAUUGUCUGUAUAAGAGCAGAACAACUGAGCUCCAAAGAGUGUGAGGUUCUAGGGUUUACAGGUCUCGCGCUCUGUUCCGAUUGCAAUGCCCUCGCCGAAUAUGUCAAAGACCAAGAACUGCUGUCUGAUUGCCGAAAAUGCUGUGCUGAGGACUCUGAUGACUCCACUAGCAAGAUCGUCUACUCUGGAGCUGUUCUGGAGGUAUGCAUGAGGAAGCUUGUGUUUUAUCCAGAAAUAGUUAGUUUCAUAGAAGAUGAGAAGGACAAGUUUCCUUCUGUUAAAGUGCACUAUGCAUUUAAUGCUCCACCAAAGUUGAUCAUGUUGGAUGAUGCUGGACAACAUAAAGAAAUCAUAAGAAUUGACAACUGGAAGCGUGAACACAUGCUGGAGUUCUUGAGGGAGAAGCUGAAGCCAAUAUCAGCAGCUUGAUUGGUCAGUUGGAAUUGUUCUUGACAUUAUCUAAGCCUGUCUAUGCACUCCCUCAUUCUGAACAAUGUACUGAGCUAUUUUUGCAACUUAUAGAACAACUAGUUAGUCUCUUCCAUCGUCUGAUGCAGUUCUUUACCAGUUCAUAGACAUGAACGAUUUGAUGCAUGAUAGAUCAUUGCUUUCUACUGAAGAUUUUACAGUUGUGAAGUUAGCAUGUGUAAAGGGACAUGCAGAAAGUAAUACAAUACAAUUAGAACCGGC
Cynara cardunculus var. scolymus (artichoke) is the source of this 808-nucleotide messenger RNA. Its product is annotated as selenoprotein F. NCBI's taxonomy places the organism in Eukaryota, Viridiplantae, Streptophyta, Magnoliopsida, Asterales, Asteraceae. The coding region runs from base 86 to 547 and encodes 153 amino acids. Gene Ontology annotation, molecular function: oxidoreductase activity. The record is from RefSeq and is a predicted model, not a curated record. Gene Ontology annotation, cellular component: endoplasmic reticulum lumen. The transcript is spliced from 4 exons.